Melitaea cinxia (Glanville fritillary) is the source of this 588-nucleotide messenger RNA. RefSeq names its product protein jagunal (gene jagn). Lineage: Eukaryota; Metazoa; Arthropoda; Insecta; Lepidoptera; Nymphalidae. The record is from RefSeq and is a predicted model, not a curated record. The transcript has 4 exons. Gene Ontology annotation, cellular component: endoplasmic reticulum membrane. Bases 1 to 588 code for a protein of 195 amino acids. Gene Ontology annotation, biological process: vesicle-mediated transport; endoplasmic reticulum organization.
AUGGCUUCUAGAGGCGGUGUUAUGGUGACAGGAACGAAUGGCGCUGAUUACGAGCACAGGGAAAAAAUAGCGGCUCAAUAUCAAAUAAGUGCCCUGAACAAAUCCCGCCUCAAAUACUGUGUGUUUUUCCACCAUUUGCUGUUCCUUGUGAUGUUGGCCAAGCUCUCCGCUGAUAUUCUAGACAAGUUAGACAUAUUUAUACUUGAAAUAGAAGAGCUACAGAUACCACAGCCUCUCUGGUGGGAAUACAUCUGGUGUUUUUCACUACUACUCUCAUUUCUCGGUCUGUCUGCAAUCAAACGAAACAAUAUAAAGUAUUUACGUAGAUACGUAUAUGGUAUUAUGGGUCUGGGUCUCGGACCGCUGUUAUACUGUGUGAUAUACUACUGUGGUGAUGUCUAUCAGUAUCUGACUUUAGAUGAAGAUGAAGACGACGAUGAUAUACAGAUGUGGCAGGGUUAUCCGUACGGUCUAUUGUGGUACGCAUUCGUACUGUUAGCAUCUCAAGUUCACUUUUUCCAAUUAUACUUCUCAUACAACUUACUCAAAGCCUGGCGAGCGCGGGGCGCUUACAGGAAAGCUGAGUGA